Messenger RNA from Insectozyma verbasci, 2469 nucleotides. The record is from the annotation of a GenBank genome assembly. Lineage: Eukaryota; Fungi; Ascomycota; Pichiomycetes; Serinales; Debaryomycetaceae.
AUGACUUAUAGAAAACCAUUAACUGAAUUUACAACUCCAUUAGGGUCUGGUGCUGGUGUUCCAAAAGAUAAACGACCUCCUAAAGUUACUGAUUCUCUUCAAAGAUUAGCAAAACCAUUUAAAGUGCCAUUCCUUGCACGUCUGGAAAAUAAUAUUCAUUCAUCAAGAUUAGAAAGAAAAGUUAAAAAGAGAACAAGUUAUGCAAUUGAAGGAAUAGAAGGUGAUGAAAACGAUCAACCUAUAAACUCUAGAAAAUUUGGUGUUUUACUACCUAGAUCCAUGGUAAAUAAUGAUAAUAUUCAACAUAAAUUAAGACGUAAUUUUACUGUUCCAUUUAACAAAGCCACAGCGAAAUCAAAUGAUAUUCAAAGAUGUCCACCACCACCAUUAGGUACCAAAAUUAAACCAAUAAUACCGCCUCGCGCAUUACAUGAUCCCAUGGCUGAAUUUGCCAUUGUUUUAUAUGAUCCAACUGUUGAUGUAAUACCCAAAAUUGAAGAAGUUCCAACUACUGCCGAGGAAGAUAGCUCAAUUGAUAAAGCAUAUGAAGAAAAUGAAGAAGAACAACCAAAAAAGAAAAGAAGAGUUCAUAAAUCAUUAGCUGAAAUAUUAGGUAUAGUUACUAAUCCCGAAGAAAAAUUAUUAAAGUAUCCUAAUGUCCCAGUUGUCAUUGAUCCAAAAUUAGCUAAAAUUUUACGUCCUCAUCAAAUUGCUGGUGUUAAAUUUUUAUAUAGAUGUACUGCUGGCUUAUUAGAUGCAAGUGCAAAAGGUUGUAUAAUGGCAGAUGAAAUGGGUUUAGGUAAAACUUUACAAUGUUUAACAUUAAUGUGGACAUUAUUAAAACAAUCUCCAAGAGGUAAAAAAACAAUUGAAAAAUGUAUAAUAGUAUGUCCCUCAUCAUUAGUUAGAAACUGGGCAAAUGAAAUUGUUAAAUGGUUAGGUGAAGGUGUUUUAACUCCAUUAGCAAUUGAUGGUAAAUCAACAAAAUCAAAUGAUUUAGGUGGUGCUUUACAACAAUGGUCAACUGCACAAGGUAGAAAUAUAGUACGACCGGUUUUAAUUAUAUCAUAUGAAACAUUAAGAAGAAAUGUUGAUAAAUUAGCAGGUACAGAAGUUGGUUUAAUGUUAGCUGAUGAAGGUCAUAGAUUAAAAAAUGGUGAUUCAUUAACAUUUACAGCAUUAAAUUCACUUCGAUGUGAAAGAAGAGUGAUACUUUCAGGUACUCCGAUUCAAAAUGAUUUAUCAGAAUAUUUUUCAUUACUAAAUUUUGCCAAUCCUGGUUAUUUAGGUACUAGAAAUGAUUUUAAAAAAAAUUUUGAAAAUGCAAUUUUAAGAGGUAGAGAUGCUGAUGCAACUGAUAAAGAAAAAGAAAUUGGUGAUAAGAAAUUAAAUGAAUUAGCACAAUUAGUUUCAAAAUUUAUAAUAAGAAGAACCAAUGAUAUUUUAUCAAAAUAUUUACCUGUUAAAUAUGAAUACGUAUUAUUUACAGGAUUAUGUCCAAUGCAAAAACAAUUAUAUAAUCAUUUUAUAACAUCACCUGAAAUUAAAAAAUUAUUAAAAGGUGUUGGAUCACAACCAUUAAAAGCAAUUGGAUUAUUAAAGAAACUAUGUAAUCAUCCUGAUUUAUUAAAUUUACCUGAUGAUAUUGACAAUUGUCAACAAUUUAUUCCAGAAGAUUAUGAAUCCUCAAUUUCAAAUUCUGGAAGAAAUAAAGAAAUUCAAUCAUGGUUUAGUGGGAAAUUUAUGAUUCUUGAGAGAUUUUUAUAUACUAUAAACCGUGAAACAAAUGAUAAGAUUGUCCUAAUCUCAAAUUAUACUCAAACAUUAGAUUUAAUUGAAAAAAUGUGUAGAACUAAAAAAUAUGGUUGUUUAAGAUUAGAUGGUACUAUGAAUAUCAAUAAACGUCAAAAAUUAGUCGAUAAAUUUAAUGAUCCAAAUGGUCAGGAGUUUAUCUUCUUAUUAUCUUCAAAAGCUGGUGGAUGUGGUAUAAAUUUAAUUGGUGCAAAUAGAUUAGUUUUAAUUGAUCCUGAUUGGAAUCCAGCAUCUGAUCAACAAGCAUUAGCUAGAGUUUGGAGAGAUGGACAAAAGAAAGAUUGUUUUAUUUAUAGGUUUAUUUCAACAGGUACAAUUGAAGAAAAAAUUUUUCAAAGACAAUCAAUGAAAAUGUCAUUAUCAAGUUGUGUUGUUGAUGAAAAAGAAGAUGUUGAAAGAUUAUUUAGUUCUGAUAAUCUAAAACAAUUAUUUCAAUAUCAACCAAAUACAGAAUGUGACACUCAUGAAACAUAUAAUUGUAAAAGAUGUAAUAAAGAAAAGGGUCAAUUUAUAAAAGCACCAGCUAUGUUAUAUGGAGAUGCAACAACUUGGAAUCAUUUAAAUCAUGAAUCAUUGAAAAAUAAUGAAGAUAUUUUAAUUACUAAUGAAGCCAAACAUAAUGAGAUAUCAUUUGCAUUUCAAUACAUAUCGCAUUGA